UAUUUACGGAACGAGAAGGGCCGAAAACUGAAAUAUUGAAUUCUGCUAAUCUGUAGCUGUAUACAGAUUUUAAGUUAACCAUGUUCAGAGAAAUCGUAACAGUAUUUUGGUUUGUGUUGACGAUAUCCCAGACGCAUGGCCAGCAGACGACGAUCUGUCAGACGACUUUCCUGACCCAGUUCUACAACUGCAUCCAGAAGGUGAGCCUCGUCCCUCAGAACAUCCUGUGGUUCACCAAGAACGGGACCAUCGGCACGAAGCCAGCCAAUGAGGCCACGUUUAAAACCUCCGCCUGCAGUCUAAGACAGCAGAUUUCCGACUGUUCCACGGAUGCCAUGAACAAGAUUAUAAACAGCACGGCAUGCGCAGAUAAGGACAAAAAUUCUAUCAAAGACUUCUUCGGAAGUGUCUUUGGUCCGUACGACGAGAAGUGCGCACAUCCGUGUCGGUGGACGUUGUUUGGUUCGUUUAAGAGGUGUCACGACAACAUUGGCAUCAGUUCCGGUCCGUUCCUGUUGAACACAGCUAUCGCGUCUGUGAUUGGUUCGAAUGAAACGGAAACAGCACUCUUCUGCUCAAACCGUGGCCGACUGUUGAUGUGUAUGACGAAGGAAAAGUCCAGGUGCCCGGAAGCAGACUUCGUUAUGAAACAAGUCGGAUUUGACCUCAAUGUCAUGAAGAAAUCCACAGACGUCUUCUGCAGUUAUCCUAAAGUAUACCUGGAUAGCAUCCUCUGCUUUAACAAGCUGUCAGCGGAAGUACGGAAAUGCCACCAGGGGGCAGCGAACAAAAUGGCCGACCUGUCGUCGAAAUUCCAAAUAAUAGUCAAUGAGAACGAUUUUAAUCGUCAGUUUUGCUCAAUUCGUCAAGAAUCUGUAUCCUGUGACCUGAUGGUGUGGACCAAUAACCAGGACAAAGAGAAAUGCAACAAGGCCGUCGUCGGGCUGAGAACCGAGUACGGCUGUAAACUCCUGCCCAGUCAGUGCACGCGCCACUCGCUCGCUCCGAUGACGUCAGUUUGCAGCGAAGACAAAUUCAUGAUGGCCGCUAGAGAUAACUACGGAAGUGGCGCUGCUAAUCCAACUUCCGUUUCCGCUUUGUGGGCAAUCAGUGUUUUAAUAUUGCUGAAUAUUUGAUGGUGGUUUGAAAUAGUGUUGUGUGUUUGUGAUUAAAUCCAGUUAAAGAGUAUAGAGGACCGAGAGUUGUGUAGAAUGCCGGGUCCUAGUUCCACGUUGAUUCUGUGUGAUGACAAGUCCUGCAAAAUACUUUUAUUUUGUGGAUUUCUGAAAGAGUAUUUUCUGGAACUUGAUGUUCAUUAAUAUAAGACGUUAUGGUGUGAGUCACACGAUAAGUUAAAUAAUACCAAUUUUAAUUGGAAAAACAACAGUUGAAAUAUAAAAUGUAUGAAGACUCUUAAAAAAAUGCAGAUUUUAAGCUGGCGUUUGUUAAAUUACCAUGUAUAUUUGGCAAAUAUAUUUCAUUAUUAUAUCAUCAAAAUCCAAUUGAAAAAUCAAAUAAAUACACUACAUUAAAAUUAAAGGCUUAAUUUUGUUAUAUAAUUAUAAUUUUUUCACCUGACUCCAACUUUAAUUUGGCUACACGUCUUCUGACCAAAUUCGUCAAAUUUCUCAUCAUUUUUGGGGUCCAGCUUAAAUCCUAAAAAGAAAAAUGCAUCUAAAGUUAAUUUUCUUUCCCUGUUUUUAAAUCUUACAUACCACUUCAUUAACAAUGUAUGUUAUCUUAUUUUUAGUUUUUCCAAUAUUUAGCUUUCUAUGUUGUACUUGUCUUGGUGGCAUCAAUGUCUUUUAAGAUCAAAUGGAAUGGUGAUGUCGCGUCUGUUUGUAUAUUUAAAGGUCGUGAAAUAACCGAUUAACCAACCAAAUAUGAAUAUUUGUAAAUUAUUGUUGAAACCAAAUGUAACUAUGUUAAAUUAAAGCCAGAGUUUGACAAGUCAAAAUGGGAAUGGAAGUCAGGGCCGGAUCCAGGAUUUUGUAAGGGAGGGGAAACAAAAUUCUAAAAAGGGCAAUUUGAAUUGUUGUUUUUUUCGAAGCCAAAUAAGCCGAGCUCCCAAAGAGAGCGAGAUUCGCAGUGAGUUCGGGAGGUUGCCCCUCUGAAUUGUUUUUAAAUAAAGAUGUUCAGAGCUGCAUUUUCAGAACAUUUUGGUGUUCAUUAUUAUGGAUGAUGAAUUUAAAAAACAAAACCGGCGAUAAACAGAACACUUCAAACGGGUGAGGAUGGGAGUCACAAGAUCUGGAUUCUUUGGUGCAUACAUUUCAUUACUACGUCGUUAAAAAGCUAAUUCGAAAAUCGAAUAAAAACAAAUCUUUAAAGAGUCUGAAUACUGUUUGAUAAUUAAAACUUUAAUCAGGUACAGGGUUCGAGGAAAAUUUACACAAGUUUCAAGUUUCCGCUUCUGUUUUUGUAAAGUAUUUUUGUCUGGUAGAGAGCGAGACAUUGUCCAGUGGUAAAGCGGUCGGUCCAGGAUCGAUCCCCGUAAGUGGGCCCAUCGGACUCAGGCUCUGACUGUCAACUGUCAGCAGAAAGUUGGCCAACUCGACGGUUGGAUUGUAAUUUCCUCAACUCCCGACUUACGACGGGUGCGCUCAGAUUACCAACUAAUAGGUUAUAUGACGAGAAUCAAGUUGUAAGAGCGCUCAGAUUAAGAACUACACAUGUAAUGGGUUAUACGACGAGAAUCGAGUUGUAAGAGUGCUCAAACUAGCCACUGGACAGUCGUAGAAGUCGUGAGAGCAGAAAGUUGCCCACUUUCUGCUGGCAGUUGGUAGUCUGUGCCUAGCACUAAGAUGAUGUCGACCAAAAGCCAUUUUUAACGACUGUAAUUACAUAGUAGAUAUAUUUUUCUGCAUAAAAUAUCAGUGCCAUGGCUCAUAUUUUCGAAGCUAUUUUAGUCCUAUGAAAUCGUAAAACCAUCGUAAGUUGUGACGUCACUACAACACACACCAUAGAUGGUUUUACAAUUUCGCAGGCUAAUAUUGCUUCGUAAAUAUGGGCCCAGCUGUAUAUUAAAUGUGUUUCUGGUAUUCGUUUAAGGUCAAAUAUAUAUUUGUUCGAACAUAAUAAAUUAAUUCGGAGACCCAAUCCAGUUUGAGCUACUUACAAAUAUUAAGAUAAGCAA
Molecule: messenger RNA, 3136 nt
Organism: Gigantopelta aegis
Lineage: Eukaryota; Metazoa; Mollusca; Gastropoda; Neomphalida; Peltospiridae
Exons: 7
Coding region: 81-1136 (351 amino acids)
Source: RefSeq, a predicted model, not a curated record